Pogonomyrmex barbatus (red harvester ant) is the source of this 1527-nucleotide messenger RNA. RefSeq names its product Vacuolar protein sorting 37A (gene Vsp37A). The record is from RefSeq and is a predicted model, not a curated record. Gene Ontology annotation, cellular component: ESCRT I complex. Gene Ontology annotation, biological process: protein targeting to vacuole; protein targeting to membrane; ubiquitin-dependent protein catabolic process via the multivesicular body sorting pathway. Lineage: Eukaryota; Metazoa; Arthropoda; Insecta; Hymenoptera; Formicidae.
ACACCGUCCUAGGCGGCCCAGAGGCUCUGAUCUCUGAUACUCUGAGGAAGGCGAUAGUGGCGCCGUUUGACAAGCGCAACUAGUAACCGAACCGAAAGUAAGCCUCGUAUUCCCAGCAGGACCCUUCUGUCCUACGUGAAGUGCAACGAGGUUAAAACAGCUGUUCUGCUGGAUGGUCGCGUUGACAGGGACGAUCAAGCGGAUGAGAGAUCUAUCGGAAAUCCAAGCACUUAAAUGAUAUCGCGAAUAUUCCGUGGGGAAAUCGAGAAUGUCGCUGUCAAACGUAAACGGCAAAUCGACACUCUGAAAAUCUUUAAUGACAAUGUAACAGAGCUCAGAGAAAAUGUGGACUAUCGAGUGGAAUUCCAAGCUGGCGAAAGACGAAUGGCUAUUGUGGUUUCCUUGUCGCCAAAUUUUCCACUGGAGAAGCCAGUACUUAGAGUUUCCCCACCGAUAAGUCAUCCCUGGUGCAAUGAACAUAGUGAAAUUACUAGUGCGCCAGGAUUACUCAAUUUCUCCGUACACAGCGAUCUUGGUCGAGUUGUUCAAGCUAUUAUUAGAGAAUUCAGCAAAAAUCCACCGCAAUUGUUAGAUGAUACAUCGCCUGGCUCCACUAAACCUCACCGAGACCUACAGGGAAGAAACUCACCGUCUUACUCGCUUCAGCAGUAUCCUAUUGAAAUUCCGUCUACAUCGUUUAGUUCGUAUUAUAACACGCAAUUUCCACACUUGUCGUCCUCCAAUGCAAACACGUGCAUUUAUAAUUAUAACUAUACGAAUUCAGGUCAUACAUAUGUUUCGACUUCGAAAUCGUUUGGUAGUACGUCACAUCACUCGACGUAUAUUCCUAAUUCGAGGAACAAUACUCUUCAAAAUUCCACAUCUACGCGAUACACCUCGGAUCAGCACAGUGCGCCCUAUUUGAAUUCGCAUUACGCAAAUGCGAAUUAUCAGCAGUCUUUGCCGAGUCAAUCGCAGACAAAAGCACCGCAAAGUAUAAUAUUUCCAGAAUUAAAUAGUUUAACUAAUGAGGAAUUAAAGAGGCUCAGUGAGGAUAAUGAUAAAUUAGAUGACUUUCUGGAGAAAUAUUCCCAAAUUAAGGAUAUAAAUGCAGCGAUCGAAGAUGCAAUGGAUUGGGUUGAAAAAACUGCCGAAGCUAACGCAGCCAAAGAACCUGAACUGGAGCAGUUACAGGUUGAUGUAGCAGACAAGGUGAAAACUGUGGCAGCAUUGAAAGCCAGAUAUGAUCAUCUCAUACAACGAUAUAACAAAUUGUCCGAGGUUUUCACUCCGGAUCAUAUAAAGGAAUGUUUGAGACAGGCAGCGGACGAAAGCCACGAAGAAAGCGAAAAAAUUGCGGAGGAUUUUCUCAACCGGAAGAUUGAUGUCGAGCGCUUUCUCAGCACAUAUAUCGAAUGUCGGAAGUUGGGUCAAGCUAGACGAACUAAGGAAGAGAAACUGGCGCAUCAACUGAACGAAUUAAAACGGGCUGGUUUCUGAAAUGAAUAUAUAUAUAUAUAUAUAUAU